UAACGUCAUCACGUGAAAAGAGAUUAUGGUUUCUAGUUCGUCAGAAUGUGUCACAAAUAGUGGUUUAAAAAUUGCUGGAUAGACAUUUCCAUACAGAUGUAACCACAUAUUGCAUGAAAACGUAAACAGCAUAGAGUUGGAAAAUAUCGUCCUCUGCUUGUCGUUUUAAUCUCAGACCUUAUCAAUCCUCGCACGCAAAUGCAGUUUGACAUCGAACACACUUGGGACAGCAACCCUGUAAAUCAUGACCCCCUCAAAAUCACCUUCUCUCCUGGGUUAGGAGGCCUGAAGGUGGAGGUGUCUGGUCCAUUCUUCAAUGACCCGGCUGCUCCUGCAGGGCCCCCAAGCCAGGCCUUCCCUGGACUGUGGAAUUAUGAAGUUGUAGAGACCUUCUUCCUUGAUAGUACUACAGAAAAUUACCUGGAAGUCGAGUUUUGUCCGCAUGGACAACACCUGAUAUUACUACUGUCAGGAGCCGGCCAAGCAUUCCUGCAACAGCUUCCCAUGGUAUUUAACACCAAGAUCACUGGAGACAGAUGGACAGGUGAGGCUCUCAUCCCUUGGACAUACUUCCCUCCCAAUGUCAACAAGAUGAACUCCUACGCGAUCCACGGCUCAGGAGAGAAUCGUAUAUAUGAGGCUCUUUAUCCCAUCCCCAAGGAGGAGAUAGCCGAAGGACAAAUGCCUAACUUUCACCGGCUAGAGUAUUUCAAAGAUUUUCGCCUGCAGAGCAUCAUGGGAGAGGGUUGGGUCCAACCACCAUCUGAUCUAUGGCUUGGAAAGCCUUAAGCUUCUCAGAAACACUCCUCUUUGCCUGUUUCAUUCUUGCAGACACAUAUCCACAAAAAUCCUCUAAAACAGCAGCAGGGCAAUAGGAUAAACACUCUCUGACAGGGAACAAAGGGCAAUCAAUCUUUAUUAGUUAAUGAUGUCAAACGAUAUGACAUGAAAUAUGUUAUCAGCUUGUCAGAUUGCGUUAGUCUUCACACACAUCUGUGCAAGCACACAAACCUGCACUGCAAGAUAUUGGACGUCGCCACAAAUUGCCUGAGCAGAGCGUGACCUACAACACUUGUACAGUGGAGGAAAGCGCACAGCUUAAGUGUUUGACUUCAGUGGGAUAAUUCCUUGCAAUUCCUCGUGAUUCUAAACCCUAAAUGUUGAGACACUGAUAUUUAAAAAAAAAAAGAAAAAAAAGAAAAUGUGCAUUCUUUUGGGUUUGUCUUUAUUGUCAUUCCAUUACUAUGAUUAAUGUCCUUUAUAAUGACAUCUUUUUACAUACUGCUGCUGUCCUUUUUCUGUGAUUGAUGUCACGUUAAUUUUAUAGCUUAUGUUUGAUUAUGUUUCAUUCCCAUGUCUGUAUAUUAAAAUAAUUAUCUGACA
Pundamilia nyererei is the source of this 1383-nucleotide messenger RNA. RefSeq names its product chromosome unknown C4orf33 homolog (gene cunh4orf33). The transcript is spliced from 6 exons. NCBI's taxonomy places the organism in Eukaryota, Metazoa, Chordata, Actinopteri, Cichliformes, Cichlidae. The coding region runs from base 199 to 789 and encodes 196 amino acids. The record is from RefSeq and is a predicted model, not a curated record.